This is a messenger RNA of Trichomonas vaginalis G3, 1587 nucleotides long. RefSeq lists its product as uncharacterized. The transcript has a single exon. Lineage: Eukaryota; Parabasalia; Trichomonadida; Trichomonadidae. Bases 1 to 1587 code for a protein of 528 amino acids. The record is from RefSeq and is a predicted model, not a curated record.
AUGACUGACAAGAAAGAAGAAUAUGAUUAUUACUCAGAUAGUGAAAAUGAGAAACCCAAUCAAGAAACAGAGCAACAACCUCAAACCCAAGCAAAAUCUCCUGAAAAUGAACAAGAAAUUAAGAAAGAUGAAAAUGAUUCUUCAAAAACAGCCGAAGAGUCAUCAAUCCCAAAGACAGAUACACCAAUAGAGGAAACAAACAAAGGAAUCAUGCAAGUUUCUCAAGUUUUAGCAGGUUCUACAAAUAAUGAAACAGAUAAACAAGAAACAACUGAAACACAACCAGAAAACGAAGAAAAACCAAAGACAGAUGAAGAAAAUAAGCAAGAAAACAAGGAAAAUCAAGAAAAUACUUUAUCUCUUCAACCUUUAUCUUCAGUAAUACAAGAAAAAUUGCUAGACACAGAUAAACCAGCAGAAAAAGAUGAUAAAUCAACCGAAAUUCAGCAAGAAGAAAAAGAAAAACCUCAAACGGAAAAUGAAAAUUCUACAAUCGAAAAUAGCGAGUUAAAUUUACAUUUAGAUCAAGGUACAGAGAAUAAUGGAGCUCAACAGCAGCCUGGUUGCAAUAUGCCGCUAAAUUUACAAAAAAUAGUUUAUCAUUCAGAGAAUUCUUUGACUUACAAAGCUUUAAAUGGCGAAGAAUUACCACCUCUUACUGAAGGUAUGUAUGCAUCAAUUGCUCAUGAUCUCAGAAAAUAUAUUGAUAUUUGUUCAGAAAAAGGAAUGAUUUCAGAAGCAUUUUAUGUUCAAGUAAUAUGUGAUGGUAUCAAAAACGAUAAAACCGCUCAAAAAGUACAAAAGAACAAAGAAUUACAUUCAAUUGAACAAAAAAUUAAGCAAACAAACGACGAAAUUGAAGAAAGAAACAAGUACUGGAACACAGAACAAGAAAAGAUCGAUAGAGAACUCGAAAUGAGUCUCCAAGAACUAGAAAUGCAGAAAGAUAAAGCUUUUACUGAUUUAGACAACGAAUGGAAGUCACCACAGAAGAUGCAGUUGUACAGUAAACCAUCUCCUGCAUUGCUUAAUAUGAGAGAUAUAGUUAAAAGGAUGAUCAGAGCCAAAAAAUUCGAAGAUGUUCAGACUUUAAGUAAAUUAAUUGAAACAAAAGAGCAUGAAGAAGCAGAGGAAGCACAGAAAAGGAUGGAUUCAGACUAUAGGGCAGCCGAUCAACAUCUUUUUGAAAAAUUUGAGCAUGAAAAGAAAGUAAUUUACGCGAAUUACGAAAAACGAAAGUAUAAUAUACAAAGAUUGAGAGAAAAGAACUUCAGACCAAUCAACCAAAGAUUAGAGAACUUAACAAAGCAAAAGGAAUCAUUGUUAAAGUCACAAAAGAAAGUUAUGUUGUCUGAAAAAGUUACAAAGAAGAAUCGUGGAAAAGUAACAGCAAGAGAUCCAACAAAAUCAUCUCGUGCUGCUCAAAACGAAUCUGUUCCACUGCCUUCCCUUAUAAAGAAUCCAAAACUACAUCUUCAAGGUGUUACUCCUAUAAGAAGAGAAAAAUCUUCUCAUUCUUCUGCAUCUCUUGUUCGUCCUAAGAAUAAUUCAACUCCAAGAGGUGUUGAAUCAAGACUUUCAAAAUAA